Molecule: messenger RNA, 2120 nt
Organism: Dreissena polymorpha
Lineage: Eukaryota; Metazoa; Mollusca; Bivalvia; Myida; Dreissenidae
Product: zwei Ig domain protein zig-8-like
Exons: 7
Coding region: 273-1133 (286 amino acids)
Biological process (GO): synapse organization
Cellular component (GO): neuron projection membrane
Source: RefSeq, a predicted model, not a curated record
UUAACAUUUUAUCGAUAGGAUACUAAUGGAUUAUACGACGUGAAAUUUCAUCUACACGAUUGAUAAAUAGUAUAAUUCAUUAACUGAUUGGAUACUUGUGCCGUUGAAACGGAAUACAAAAAGCGAAAACGGAUUCAUAAUCUCGUGUAUAUUCAAUCCCGACCAAGAUUGAAACCAUAACAAGAUUAUUUUAUCAGACAUAGUUUAACGGAGUAUGUAUUUUCGAAGUUUAUUUUAAUUCCAAGAAAUAAUGACGGACACGGAUUCCAACUAUGUGCAUGAUUAACCGAAUGGUCCUUGUUAUUUUCAUGACGUCAGUGAAUGCGGAAUACUACGUUGGACUGCCACCAAUAAUAACGCCAGCGCCCGAGUUUAACCCGACGCCCUUCAAUGUGACCUUUCGCUCGGGAGAUAUUGCUGUUCUCCGAUGCAGUAUCAACGAUCUGGGAACGAAAACGGUAGUAUGGCGGAAAGUAGGAACCUCAUUCCCGCUCACUUCCGGUACGUUGACAGUGGUAGCCGACAAGCGGUUCCAAGUUGGUCACAUAGACUUCAAGAGUCACUGGGACCUGAUGAUCAAGAACGUGAAAUUGGAGGAUGAUGGUGUCUAUGAGUGUCAGAUCUCAUCUAAAGAUCGGACAGUUAGGAGGCUUAUCACACUGAACGUUGUUGACCCUGUGGUAGAGGCUCCAGAGAUUCGAAUCACGGAGACACAGUACGUCGAGAGAGGAGACCGGGUUGUGCUAGAAUGUAACGCCACCGGCGAACACUACGCUCCAGAUGAUAUGGACUGGUUCAGAAACGGUCAAAAGCUCACAUCUCUCUCAGAGAAAGGCUUGAAAAUCACCAAGCAUUAUUCACUUCCUCAGAGGACUUUUACCAGCGUUCUUGUAAUUGCGCGUGCGCGAAAAGAGGAUGACGGGACAUACGUCUGUAGGUCUUCGAAUACACAGAUUACGAGCACUAAAGUAAUCGUUCUAAAUGCGGAAACAUCUCAUAUGAAACGAGGAACAGCAGCCGACAAUAAUUCGGCUUGGUACCAAUCCGAUCCAAACUGCACACCAUGUCGUCUAUCAUUUACCUGUCUCAUAUUGCUAGUUCAAUUGAUGUUGCGUGUAGCCAUGUCGAUAUGACAAGGUUCAUUUACGAUAAUAAUUAAAAUAACUAGUGUAUUACCCUAUGUUAAUGUAACAAAAAGCGAGCAAAUGUUUCCUUUUUUGUGAAGGACACAUUCAUUUAUUAUAUAAAAGGACAAGAGUGUAAAUGGAGUUCGUGCUAACAAAAAUACACAUUAUACAAAUAAUGCUACUAAAACAAGAACAAUAACACAACUUUGCUACCGACUACAAAGAAUAUUUUUUUUGCAUUUUAUGUUAAUUGCAUAUAAAUUUUGCAUUUUUUAAUUUCUUUCUUUUUUAUUUGUAUUAAGCACAUGAACAUCCAUUGUUAUUGUGCAAAAGAACAAUGAUUCCAACAUCUGAAAGACAACUAUGUGAGACACGAAUACAUUUGUGAAUGCGCGCUAAUAUAACACAAUAUGUUUACGAAGAAAUGCAGCUGUGACGAGUGAAUAUCACAAUACUUAGUGGAAUCGACGUAAUCUUACACAAAAAUGUAUAUGAAGUACUAUUUUUAUCAUUUGUUUUAAUUUAAAAAAAGUUCAUUCACAUACACGAUAUAUUUAUGAGAUUCCAUUUUAUCAUUUCUUUUGAAUUUGAAAGAAAAGAAAGAUUCCAUUAUAAAUCAAGAAAACAGACAACCAGACCACACCAUUGGGAUUAGAAAGUUCGUACAGAAUAUGACACGAUCUUAACGUACUGUGGUACAUGGAUCCAUUAUCUAUAUAUAGCAAUAUUCCGUGAAUUGCCUUUUUUCGACGGUGAAACGGUGUUCCGCUUUCCGUCUAUCUGAAAUUCAUAAAGUUCUAGACUAAUUUAGAUCAGCUGGCAUACGAUUUUAUAAUGUAAUAAAUAAAUUGCAUCAAUAUAAGCAUGCAGCAUUGCAUUUCUAACCUAACCAGAAGCAUGUGUAUUACGGUUUUAUUGGUGAUAAUAAUACAGGCCAUUCAGAAUAUAUAUGAUCAUCAAAUACUGCUGUGAAAUUAAAUUCCUGGAAACAAA